Benincasa hispida (wax gourd) is the source of this 1585-nucleotide messenger RNA. RefSeq names its product cyclin-D3-3-like. NCBI's taxonomy places the organism in Eukaryota, Viridiplantae, Streptophyta, Magnoliopsida, Cucurbitales, Cucurbitaceae. The record is from RefSeq and is a predicted model, not a curated record.
AAUAUUACUUGUGAAUUGUGAUUGAGCAGUAGAUAGAAGCCCAUAGCGGCAGCUCCUAAAACCUACCAAUAAAGACUCUUCCUUUCCCCUCUCCUUCUCUCUCUCUCUCUCUCUUCUUCACUCUGAAUUUAGAUAAAGAGAAAGCGAGAAACCGCAGCUCACAGCCAUGGGAGAGGAUUGGUUUUCUUCCACACUUUCCUCUGUUUUCUCCAUUUCCUUCUCUCACGCCCUACAAUGAACCAAAAUCUCAACCUCUUCUUCUCAGAAGAAGAUGGUACUACCGUAUACGCUUGAUGCUCUUUAUUGCUCAGAGGACCACUGGGAAGACGACGAUGAAGAAGAAGAAGAAGAAGAAGAAGAAGAAGAAGAAACGGGUUUUGAUAAGCAACCUUACUCUAAUCUAACAACCGAAUCUAGUUCUCCGAUUCUAGCAGUGGCAGAGCAGGACCUGUUUUGGGAAAACGAUGAACUAAUUUCUCUGUUUUCGAGAGAGAAGCCUAAUGAACUGUUUAAAACCAUUCAGAUUGACCCUUCUCUUGCUUCCGCCCGACGAAGCGCCGUCGAGUGGAUGUUGAAGGUUAAUGCUCAUUACUCUUUCUCUGCUCUCACUGCGGUUCUCGCUGUCGAUUACUUGGAUCGGUUCCUGUCCUGUUUUCAUUUUCAAAGAGAUAAGCCAUGGAUGUCUCAGCUUGCUGCUGUUGCUUGCAUCUCUCUUGCUGCCAAAGUAGAGGAGACCCAAGUCCCUCUUUUAUUGGACCUACAAGUGGAAGACAGUAGAUAUCUGUUUGAAGCCAAGACCAUUAAGAAAAUGGAGCUUCUUGUGCUCUCUACGCUUCAAUGGCGGAUGAAUCCCGUUACCCCAUUUUCUUUUGUGGAUUAUAUCUCAAGGAGGCUUGGAUUCAAGGACCAUAUCUGCUGGGAAAUUCUUUGGCAGUGUGAACGAACUAUUCUCUCUGUUAUUUUAGAGUCAGAUUUCAUGUCCUUUCUUCCUUCUGUAAUGGCCACCGCCACAAUGCUGCACGUUUUCAAAGCUAUGGAAGAACCCCACCUCAGCGUUGAAUACGAUUCCCAGCUUCUUAACAUCCUCGGAAUCGACAAGGGGAAUGUUGAAGAAUGCUGUAAACUGAUCUCAAAUGCAUCUAGAAGAAACAGCGACGAAUUCAAGAAACGUAAAUUUGGGUCAAUUCCGGGCAGCCCCAACGGCGUAAUGGAUGUGUCAUUCAGCUCUGAUAGCUCUAACGACUCGUGGUCAGUGGCUUCGUCGGUUUCAUCUUCGCCAGAGCCAUUAACGAAGAAGAACAGAGCAAAUGGAUCGGUCUCAGGAGAUUGCGAAAAAUUCAGAACCCUCUUUUAAUUAACUUCCCUUUCUUCUUUUUCCUCGUAGUCCUUGUAUGUUGAAUAAGAAUGAAUCAAUAUUUUCAUCGAAUUCUGCAAGUUAAAUUGCCUUACCAUCUCUGCAGUUGAGGGCCAAUGGAUGAGCAAUCGGAAGUUUAAAACGCAGAGAUGGCUGGCAUUUUAUCUGGAUCCAAAGAACAUUAGAACUUAUAACAAUGAAGAGCAGUUUAAGUUGUUUAAUUGUUUAAUG